Molecule: messenger RNA, 792 nt
Organism: Ilex paraguariensis (yerba mate)
Lineage: Eukaryota; Viridiplantae; Streptophyta; Magnoliopsida; Aquifoliales; Aquifoliaceae
Source: the annotation of a GenBank genome assembly
AUGCUAUGCAAAAAUCUAAGAACCCAAUAUCACAUCAAAGACCUCUCCUUAAUCAUCUCCUUUCUCUUCUUCCUCUACCUCCUCCUCCACCUCCACCUCCACCUCCCCUCCUCCACUCUCCCAUCAUUCCACACCAACACCACCUUAAGCAGUAACUCCAGCAACACAACUACCACUCCAACUACCCUUCGCCACAUUCUCUUCUCCAUCGCCUCCUCCUCCGACACCUUCCCCAAACGCAAUGACUACAUUCGCCUCUGGUACAAACACAACUCCACAAGAGCCUACCUCUUCCUAGACCGCCCGACACCCAUCUCCUCCCUUUCCACCACCACCACCCUCCCUCCAACCCUCAUCUACGGCAACACCUCAAAAUUUCCCUACAACUUCCAAUGGGGCCAUCGUUACGCUAUUCGCAUUGCGCGAAUCGUAAAACAAGCCGUCGAACAGAACGACUCUGCCAUCCGAUGGUUCGUCUUCGGCGAUGAUGACACGGUGUUUUUCACGGUGAAUUUGAUUCAGACGCUGGCGAAGUACGACCAUGAUAGGUGGUUUUAUGUGGGGGCUAACUCGGAGCGUUAUGAGCUGAAUGAGUAUUUCUCGUUUGAGAUGGGGUUUGGUGGUGCAGGGUUCGCCAUCAGCCAUUCUUUGGCUAGGGUUUUAGCUAGGGUUUUGGAUUCGUGUCUCAUGAGGUACCCACAUUUGUAUGGGAGUGAUGCUAGGGUUUUCUCCUGCUUGGCAGAGCUUGGUGUUGAGUUAACACAUGAAUCUGGUUUUCAUCAGGUAAAGUGA